Molecule: messenger RNA, 3587 nt
Organism: Ooceraea biroi (clonal raider ant)
Lineage: Eukaryota; Metazoa; Arthropoda; Insecta; Hymenoptera; Formicidae
Product: laccase-2
Biological process (GO): iron ion transport
Cellular component (GO): plasma membrane
Molecular function (GO): copper ion binding; oxidoreductase activity
Source: RefSeq, a predicted model, not a curated record
GAUAAUUAUAUAUAUAUUAAUAUUAUAAUAUGUACGAUCAUUGUUUCUUAGUAUAACGUGUUAUAUACUUUUUAGGAAGAAUCACAGCAUCAUCAACUGAAGAUAACAUUGGAGUAUACUGGUUUACUAGACUAUUGAUAGAAAAACAAGGCAUUGCUUUCGCAAAUUUUAAUAAUAAAAUAUGUAUCUUGUUUUCCGCUUUGUUUUAUAAAGUAUAUAUAAUUAUAAAUUUCUACUUAAGUAAUUAAAAUGCCAUAUAAUUUCUUCUUUGCAAUUUGCAUAAUACUUUUCUUCAAAUUAUGUGGUAACUAAUUUAGACAAAUAUAGUCAUAAUAUUCUUUCGUUUGCCGCUUUACCUAGACUGAAGAUAUUAAUUUAUGAUACCAUAAUUGGAUAUUAUUUCUUAUUAUUAUCUUAAAUUUGUGUUGCUUUCAUGUGUAUAAAUGUGUAUAAUGCAUAAAUAUUAAAAGAAUAAAGAUUCGAAAUUAUCACAAAUUUUUAAGUAAUCUGACAUAUAAUUAUAUGAUAAUAUCGAUAGAUUAGGAAUAAGUUUCAAAUCAUAUUUUAUCAACGACUAGGUAUCUGAUAUUUGCGGUUCUACUUUAUGCUUUUAUUCAUAUAUACAUAUAUAAUUGUAGCAAUCAGAAAUUGCUACAAUUAUAUAGCUGCGCGAAUUAAUGAUAGGGAUUAUUUCCUUAAUACAAGUUCAAUAAGUACUUUCUUUAAUCGUAAGAGUAGAUUUCGAUGGAAAUAGCUUCUUAGAUUAGCAUUAUUGUGGGCGUUUAAUGUUUUUCUCACAUUUAUUAAUAUCCUUUUUUUUCCUCACAUGAGUCUUUUCACUAUAAUUAGAUCUUUCAAACGAAUACACAGACAAAAAAAUGUACGUAUAUAGAUUAGAAACAUGCGCCUACUUAUCUACUUACUACAAAAAUAAUAACAUGAGUUUGCAUAAAUAUCACAUAUAACAAUAAAAUAUCGCAACAGUUUGAUAUCAAUUCCACGCAACUAACGUAGAAUUCCAUAUAAAAAGAAAAAAUUAAUCAGAUCCGUCAGAGUUUCCGAAAAUUAAUUACAAGAUGCAUGAUUACUCUGACAUUAGCAGACAAAACAACUGGAGAAAUCGGAGAUUAGCAUAAAUAAUAAAUUAGCUUAAGUUAAAUGGUAUUCUACACCUCUGUACACGCCGGUAACGGAAAUUAUCAUGAAAAAGAGCUGAAAGGAGUAAUAAGACAUUCCGACAAGGAGAUGUCCAUGGUUGUAAGAAGAAGAUCAUUAUUCACCGUGAUGGCUCCGAAGGAUACCCUGUGUGUAUCACAGUCGGGCGAGAGGCCGCCAGCACACACGCUAGAGCGCUUCCGCAACUUGCAAGAUCUUUCUUUUAAUCGGGAAUCGACUCUCUCCUUGGCAAUGAACUUGCCUGCGCGGUGCUAGUGUGUCCGCGGCUACGACACUGGCCAGUCCAUACGCCUGCUUUUGCACGCUUUCGCGAGUCUCGGCACCGACCAUCUCGGCAUCGACGGCGACCCUGGACGUCGACGCCAGGCGCAUCAUGUUCUUCAGACUCGGAAUCUUCGUUGGCCUGGGCUCCGUGGUCGCGACCAUCAUCUACCUCACACCCGUACCAGAGCAAACAUUCCUCUCCUGCGACAGACCAUGCCAUCACUUGGAUUGGCCCAUGAUCUGCCGGGUGAAACUCACGUUAGAGGUCUUUCAAUCACUCAGCAAAUCAUGUGGAGAUUGCCCUUUAAAUGAGACAGAUUGCUCGGCUAAUCACUGCGUUGCUGCGGAUGGACAGAGACGGGGCAUCCUUACGGCCAAUCGUCAAAUGCCAGGACCCAGUAUUCAGGUUUGCGAAAACGAUAUCCUGGUAGUAGAUGUGGUUAAUCGUCUUCCGGGUAAAGCUGCUGCAGUACAUUGGCGUGGACAAGCGCAGAUGGAAAUGCCUUACAUGGACGGUGCACCGUUGGUCACGCAGUGCCCAAUACCGAGUUAUACAACGUUCCAAUAUAAAUUUCGCGCCUCCAUACCCGGCACACAUCUCUGGCAUGCACAUGCAGGCGCCGACGUUACCAAUGGCAUUUUCGGCUCGCUGAUCGUGAAACAGGCGGACCUUCGGGAGCCCCAUCGCACCCUUUACGACAUCGACGACCCUAAUCACGUGGUCCUGGUGACCCAGUGGCAACACUCGCCGGAAAUCUCAUUCAAUCAGGGUCAUUCGAAACCGGCGAUUCUUUUGAUCAAUGGGAAAGGUCGUCAGCCUGGCGGACCCAUGGUUCCCCUAAGCACAUUCACGGUCAUUCCAGGACGACGUCACAGAUUCCGCGUCGCCAAUGCCGGAGGCGCAGGAGCCUGUCCGGUGACGCUCUUCAUCGACGGCCACGCACUUCUUUUGAUCGCGCUUGAUGGACAUCCGGUAGAACCGCGACAAGUUACGUCGAUUACCCUCGCCAAAGGUGAAAGGGCGGACUUCGUCCUCAAAGCGAGCAAGCGCAUCGCCUCCUAUUGGAUGAACGUGCACACGGCGAAAGAGUGCGGACCGAGCGCGAUAAAUGGCGCCGCGAUGAUCAACUACAAAGGUAGCGUGGAACUUCCGGCGGCAACGGUGGAGGCUAUCGAUCAGCCGGAUAUCGACGAGAUUGAAACGAACCGGCUGGCCAUGACGACGAAUCCGGUGGAGAAAUGCGGUGGUCGGGAAAGUCUGUGCGUCACCGACAUCCAAAACGUGCGCAAAAUGCCGCACACCUUGACUAAGCCUAAAACAGACGUGACGAUGUAUCUGCCAAUUAACUACAAGAUGCAAGCGACGGAGCUGAUAAGCAACGGCGGAGCGGAAACGCGAGUGUUGAACGUGGACAACGCUACUUUCACGUUUCCCUCAUCGCCGCUGUUGACCCAGAGUGGCGACGUGUCCCCGGAGAUGCUGUGUUCCGGCAGUGACGGCAACGAUGACACCGACAGCGACGAUGCGAGCAGCAACAAGAGCAACGAGAUCGUGUCGCGACGCCGAUGCCGUUCCGAUGGCGCGAAUGACAUGUGCGAAUGCGUACACGUGCGCUACGUGCCCAUUGGGGCGUCCGUCGAGAUUAUUCUUCUGGACCAAGGUGGCCUGGAUGAUCUGGUCUACCAUUUACAUGGCUAUAGUUUCUAUGUAGUGGGCGCAAGGCAAUUUGGACGAAGCAUGUCACUACAGGAGGUGAAGAAACUCGACGAAAGAAGACAGUUGUUCUCGCGAAAUUUCGACUGCGCGCCUAUGAAAGAUACCAUCGUUGUGCCCAAAUUCGGUGCUGUGGCGUUGCGAUUUAAAGCCGACAACCCAGGAUAUUGGAUGUUACGGGAUGAGCACUCGGCUGAGUGGACUCGUGGUUUGGACAUUAUUCUGCAAGUUGGGGAACCAAGCGAUAUGAUAGCCGCGCCGCAAGACUUCCCUAAAUGUGGGUCCUUCGUCGGACCUGAUUAUUUCCUUAUAUAGACUGUUAGCUACUUAAGUCCAACAUGUAUAUAGUUGUAUAUAAUCGCUAUAAUCGCAUUUUGCAUUUUACAUUUUUAUGUCUUUUUACGAAUAAAUAUCUACUUACAUAUACAUGUAA